UCUCUAUAUUCGUCUCCGGAAUAAAACCCUGUCUUUGUACUGCCCGGAGCUUCACCAACUGCAAAUCGUUGUUCCUUUCUCUCCGGCAUCCCAGGCCUAGGUCUCCUCCGUCUUUUCUCUCUGCGAAUUUAACAAAACUAUGCCCCCUUUCUCUCACUGAGAUUCCCACAAAACGGAAGUUUAGAUUUCUUAUGUAUCAUACAGGCAAGCUCAGGUUUCAACUAAAUUGAGGAUAACAUAUCUUUCAGUCUUUGGUGAACUUCAGCAGCAUUGUUACUGGGGGGAUCUGUCCCAUGUGGCUAAAUCAUGUUAUCAAAAUUUUGAAGUUCUUUAAGACAGUAUUCUGACUUGCACCAAUUCAUAGCAGUUUCCUGUGUAGAAGCCUUUGAAAUCAAAGGAUUCUACUCAUUCUCACAGCGUUGAAAAGGUUGAGUCUAAUAAUGCAGACAGCUUCUCUUCUUCACCCAGUUUUUUGCUUCUCUAACAGGGCAAACAAAGUUGAUGGGUGGAUGAAGAGGAAAACAUCUAAUUUGAGUCCAUUCUUAGGAAGAGUCAGCUUCACUGGAAAAUCUCAGACUUGUAAGUUUCACAUCCCUGUCCAAAGAACCAGGUUGUUUUCAAUUCCUAGUGCAGAUGAUGGCCAUCCAUCUGUCUCAGUGUCUGAAGAAAACUCAGACACAAACCAUGCAUUCAAUCAUGAAGAAGAGUCCUUGUUGAGCAAAUGGUCGCCUCCCAGGUACCUAUGGAGGGGAUUAUCUGUGUUUAUCAUGGCAGGGCAGGUAAUUAUUAGGAUCCUGACGGGCAAAGUCCACUGGGUGAAUACUCUACAACAGCUGGAGAGAGUUGGGCCGAGAUCAGUGGGUGUCUGUAUCUUAACUGCAGCCUUUGUUGGUAUGGCCUUCACCAUACAAUUCGUUAGAGAAUUCACCAGAUUAGGAUUAAACCGAUCUGUUGGUGGGGUAUUAGCUUUAGCCUUCUCAAGGGAGCUGAGUCCAGUUGUGACAUCAAUAGUGGUUGCAGGGCGUAUUGGAAGUGCAUUUGCAGCAGAGUUGGGAACGAUGCAGGUUUCUGAGCAAACCGACACACUAAGAGUUCUAGGCACAAACCCUGUGGACUAUCUUGUCACACCUAGGGUGAUUGCUUCUUGUAUUGCUCUACCAUUUUUGACACUCUUGUGUUUCACAGUAGGGAUGGCAUCAAGUGCACUUCUAGCUGACAGUGUUUAUGGGAUUAGCAUCAACAUCAUACUGGAUUCUGCUCAGAGAGCUCUUAAUUCAUGGGACAUAAUAAGCGCAAUGAUCAAGUCAAUGGCUUUUGGCGGGAUCAUAUCUACUGUAAGCUGUGCAUGGGGAGUAACUACCAUGGGAGGUGCCAAAGGAGUUGGGGAAUCAACUACUUCAGCUGUGGUUAUCUCUCUUGUUGGUAUCUUUAUUGCUGAUUUUGCACUCUCUUAUUGCUUCUUUCAAGGGGCCGGAGAUGCACUGAAGAAUUGUGUAUAAUCUGUCUUUUUCUUUGUUAGCUAUUGAUUUUUCUAUGUUGUCGAUUUUUUUCUUUUUACAAACGGUAUUAACAGAUUAAAGAUAAGAUAACCAAGAUGCGAGCUUUGAUGAACUUUGGCUGUU
Vitis riparia (riverbank grape) is the source of this 1622-nucleotide messenger RNA. RefSeq names its product protein TRIGALACTOSYLDIACYLGLYCEROL 1, chloroplastic-like. Gene Ontology annotation, biological process: phospholipid transport. NCBI's taxonomy places the organism in Eukaryota, Viridiplantae, Streptophyta, Magnoliopsida, Vitales, Vitaceae. The record is from RefSeq and is a predicted model, not a curated record. The transcript has 4 exons. Gene Ontology annotation, cellular component: ATP-binding cassette (ABC) transporter complex. The coding region runs from base 441 to 1499 and encodes 352 amino acids.